Molecule: messenger RNA, 1962 nt
Organism: Hirsutella rhossiliensis
Lineage: Eukaryota; Fungi; Ascomycota; Sordariomycetes; Hypocreales; Ophiocordycipitaceae
Exons: 11
Coding region: 1-1962 (653 amino acids)
Source: RefSeq, a predicted model, not a curated record
AUGUCUUUUUCCAAUUCCUUUGGCGACGCCUAUCUGAUGGGCAAGCUGGCCUUCAAGAUCGGCCAGGCUUUCACAAAGGGCAAGAAGUCUGCCCCGGCCGAGUUUCGGGAGGUGGAAAGCCAGCUGUACUCGCUCAGCGCCGCCCUGAAUGCCUUUUCGACGGCCCGCGAGUCGGCCAGCAGCGCGCCGCUGAUCGUCGACGAGUCCAAGCUGCCCAAGAACGUCCCGUCGCACUUUGCCGAGAACCAGGACAUCAUCCUCGGCAUGCUGCGGAGCUGCAAGGAAACGCUAAGCCAUCUCGACUGCAUCGUUCAAAAGUAUAGCAUCAUCGCCACGAGCUCCGACUCGAGCGAGCCGCGGCUGAAACGCUGGAGCCGCGAGUUGAAGUCGGAUUGGAAAAAGGUGGCGUGGACGACCGAGGGCGGCGAUCUGGCGGCUCUCAGAAGCAACCUCACCAUCCAGACCAACAGCUUGAAUCUCAUCCUCGGCGUCGUCAUCAACUCCCAGGCCGAGCGUUUGCAGAGCGACAUGGACCACAUCUCCGCCAUGCUGGGCGACAUACACGAGUGGUAUAUGGAGAACUUGAAGGGGAAGCCAGCAACGGCAACGCUUGGUGUGGCCAAUGCUCCGGCGUUUGGGACCAUGGCCGGGUCAGUGACCGUCCCAGAGGCCGAGGCUCAAGCAAGCCCGUUUGCGGCCCUAUUCUUCGAGCUUCAUCAGCAGUCCGGGCCCAAAUCGACGCUUGUCUGUCCUCGGGCGUCGCUCAGCCAGAAGAUCACGGGCGCCUACUACAGCUCGUCCCUGAAGAGCAACCAGCUGUUCGGCUGUAACUGUGCUUCUGGCGAGGACUCGCACCGGUCGGCAGUCGAGGCGUACGGCCUAUCACCGCUCAGCUUCGCCGCUAGAAUCGCCGGCAGCGAGAGGGCCUGGCUCUUGUACAAGGUGGCAAACAGAGUCACAGACCAGCUCACAACGCUUGUCGUCAGGGGCGUGCCACCAGAAGUCAUGCACGACUUUGAAGAGCUGCUGGUGCACGGCCUCAGUGUCAUCCAGACAAGGCAGAUGCUGCGUCGAAGCAUGAGCACGAUGCUCGCGCACGCCUCCAACAACGACAAGGGACCCCCGAGGGCGAACAUAUUGGACCUUGUCAGCAACGCGACUACUCUACACCGGUCUGUCAAUACCGCCAGGUUCACAUCGGGCAGCGUCACCUACAGCCGCGACAGCGUCGAGUUUGUCCAGAAGCUCCACUACAAAUCCAUCGACCUGGACCGUAUCCUCGACGAAGCUGUGCUACCGCAGAGCGCCUUUGAAGAGGAGCGGAAAGUCGAGAUUGUCAUCACUUACGGCAAGCAGGAGGCCAAGGCCUCGGCGGACGGCAUCGUCCGGACCAUACUGGACCUACGCUGGAACUCGGAAACGCUAGGGCGCCCGACGGCCUCGGCCACGGCUGCGCUCGAAUUCGGGUCAGCAGAAGGCGCCGCGCAGUUCCACCAAGAAAUGGAGGAUAUUCGGAUGGGCCUCUUUGUGAUUCACCUCGAGCACCCGCGAGACGACGAGAAAACUCUGAUCAAGCUACAGGCGCAGGAUGUGCACACGGAGAGAAUGCACAUCUGCGAUGCUGAUAUACACAUUCUGCAAAACACGACCACGCAGCGGCUCCGGCUUGUGGUGCGAAGCAAGAAUGGGUUCUCGGUCCUCAGCCAAGAGUUGACCAGAGACUUUUUCCAGACGCUGGCAACUCGCAACCGCCCAGACUACGGGACGUUGUCGUACGAGGUGUACAUGGACGCUUCGGGCAAGAGAAUCGUCAAGCGUUGCCGCCACGGAUUUACGCACCUCGUCUUCUCCGACAGCAAGAUUGAGCGGGUGUUUGCCAUGGGGCUUGCUGCAGUAGGGGGGCCGUCGCGACAGUAUCUGACAGAGGGAACGCAGCCCAUGGAGGGCGUUGUCGAGGGGUGA